This is a messenger RNA of Ziziphus jujuba (common jujube), 4125 nucleotides long. RefSeq names its product calcium-transporting ATPase 9, plasma membrane-type. The transcript has 33 exons. Gene Ontology annotation, molecular function: P-type calcium transporter activity; calmodulin binding; ATP binding. Gene Ontology annotation, cellular component: membrane; intracellular membrane-bounded organelle. Gene Ontology annotation, biological process: calcium ion transmembrane transport. The coding region runs from base 610 to 3888 and encodes 1092 amino acids. Lineage: Eukaryota; Viridiplantae; Streptophyta; Magnoliopsida; Rosales; Rhamnaceae. The record is from RefSeq and is a predicted model, not a curated record.
AAAAAAAAAAAAAAGAAGAAAAAAUCUCUCUUGUCAAUCUCUGCAAUCAACGACGAUGAAUCCGGGCAAGGUGAUGAGUCGUUUUGCUGGCUUUGUCUUCGUAACAGACUGUCUCCUUCUGUUACGCGGAAACGUAUUCAAAACGCAAAAAAAUAGAAACGUUUUCGAAAAACAACAGCUCAUUUUCUAGCUUUUUUGCAAAUCUCCAAACCAAUAAAUCCCCAUUUUUAGUAAAACCGUACCAGACGAACCCUAACAUCGAUUUGUUUUCGUUUUUUAUAUUUUUAUUUUUUAAAUUCCAGGAAUGUUGAAGGGCGUUCCAGCGGUGGAACUGUUAUUAGCUAUGAUGAAAGCGAUCGGUAAUAAUCGUUUCUAUGUUCGAUUUUUGUUUUCUCAUUCAUUUCUGAUUCUGUAAAAAGCACCUAUAUAUAGAAGAGAAAGAGAGGAAGAGGAAGAGAGUUUGCGAUUCGGUGCGGUCGAUUUUAUUUUAUUUUAUUUUUUUUGUUGUACUGGUACGGAGGUGGUGGUGGUCGGCACAGUAUAAGCUUCAGAUUUCUGUGCCAUCUCUCCCUGCGACGACUUUGAUUUGAUUUUUUCGAAGCUAUAAUAAUGGCUUCGAAUGGUCCUUCCAACGGCGGCAAGUUGCCGUUCUCCAAGAUUGAUGUUGAUGAACAGCAUGAUUUGAUGGAGGCUGGGAAGCAAGUGUUUGACGACGGCGUAGAUGCUGAGGUCGACGUCGAUGCCUCGUCGGAGGACCCUUUCGACAUUACCAAUACAAAGAAUGCACCUCCGGAAACUCUCAGACGUUGGAGGCAAGCAGCACUGGUACUAAAUGCCUCUCGCCGAUUUCGGUACACUUUGGACUUGAAGAAGGAAGAAGAACAAGAGAAAAGAAGGAGGCUGAUCAGAUCUCAUGCACAAGUCAUAAGAGCAGCAUUGCUUUUCAGACUGGCUGGAGAAGGGGAAAUUGGUGUGACCGUAACUUCCCCAACUCCGAGCGGUGAUUAUGCAAUUAGCGUAGAAAAUCUUUCUUCAUUAACAAGGGACCACAACAUUUCUGCUUUACAACAGUGUAACGGGGUUAAAGGCUUAGCAGCUAUGCUUAAAACAAACAUAGAGAAGGGAAUCGACGGGGAUGAUACCGAUUUGUUUAAACGAAGGAACACGUUUGGGUCAAAUACAUAUCCUAGGAAAAAAGGGCGGAGUUUUUGGACAUUCCUUUGGGAAGCUUGGCAAGAUUUAACUCUCAUAAUCUUGAUCAUAGCUGCAGUUGUUUCAUUGGCACUUGGAAUAAAGACAGAGGGUUUGCAAGAAGGAUGGUAUGAUGGGGGAAGCAUUGCCUUUGCUGUUAUUCUUGUUAUAGUUGUCACAGCUGUUAGUGAUUAUCGGCAAUCUCUUCAGUUUCAAAAUUUAAACAAAGAAAAGCAAAAUAUACAGUUGGAGGUCAUGAGAGGUGGAAGAAUGGUUAAAAUUUCUAUAUUUGAUAUUGUUGUUGGUGAUGUUGUACCGCUUAGAAUAGGGGAUCAGGUCCCUGCUGAUGGAAUCUUAAUUAGUGGCCAUUCUCUUGCCAUCGAUGAAUCUAGCAUGACUGGUGAAAGCAAGAUUGUGCACAAGGACCAAAAAGCACCUUUUUUGAUGUCUGGUUGCAAAGUAGCAGAUGGUGUUGGUACCAUGCUGGUGACUGGUGUUGGAUUAAAUACUGAAUGGGGCUUGUUAAUGGCAAGUAUUUCGGAGGAUACUGGUGAAGAAACUCCUUUACAGGUACGCUUGAAUGGAGUUGCAACUUUUAUAGGCAUUGUUGGGCUUACCGUAGCUGUUUUUGUGCUUGCUGUCCUCCUAGGCAGAUACUUUUCUGGAAAUACAAGAAGUUCGGAAGGAAAGGUCGAAUUUCAUAGAGGCCAGACUAGUAUUAGUGAUGCUGUAGAUGGAGUAAUUAAAAUCUUCACCAUUGCAGUCACCAUUGUGGUUGUUGCAGUGCCAGAAGGACUACCAUUGGCUGUUACCUUGACUCUAGCAUACUCAAUGCGGAAGAUGAUGGCAGAUAAAGCACUGGUGCGAAGGCUGUCUGCCUGUGAAACUAUGGGUUCUGCAACAACAAUUUGCAGUGAUAAGACUGGAACACUGACUUUGAAUCAAAUGACUGUGGUUGAGGCAUAUGUUGGGACAAAGAAGAUAAAUCCACCAGGAGAUUACUCGCAGCUUCAUCCCAUGGUUUCUUCUCUGCUAUGUGAGGGUGUUGCUCAAAACACCACAGGCAAUGUUUUUGUACCUGAAGGUGGUGGAGAUGUUGAGGUUACAGGAUCUCCCACAGAAAAGGCUAUCCUUUCCUGGACUGUGAAGUUGGGGAUGAAGUUUGAUGUUAUCAAAUCAGAAACAACAGUUCUUCAUGUUUUCCCAUUCAACUCGGAGAAAAAGCGAGGCGGUGUUGCAGUAAAACAACGUGACUCCAAAGUUCACAUCCACUGGAAGGGUGCAGCAGAGAUAGUUUUAGCCUCAUGUACAGGAUAUCUCGAUUCAAAUGCCAGCCUCCACUCAAUCAAUGAAGAUAAGCAGGAAUAUUUCAAGGCAGCGAUUGAUAGCAUGGCAGCGAACAGCUUGCGUUGUGUUGCCAUUGCAUAUAGAUCGUAUGAAUUGGGAAAAAUUCCUAAAGACGAAGAACAUUUAUCCCAAUGGGCUUUACCUGAAGAUGAACUUGUUUUACUUGGUAUUGUUGGGAUAAAAGAUCCUUGCCGCCCUGGUGUCAGAGAUGCAGUUCACAUCUGCACAUCAGCUGGUGUUAAGGUACGCAUGGUCACUGGAGACAAUAUCCAAACAGCUAAAGCAAUUGCUUUGGAGUGUGGAAUACUCGAUGCGGCUGAAGAUGCUACUGAGCCUAAUAUCAUUGAAGGAAAAGUAUUCCGUGCAUUAUCUGAUAAAGAGAGGGAAAAAGUUGCUAAGCAAAUAACGGUUAUGGGAAGGUCUUCACCAAAUGACAAGCUUUUGCUUGUACAAGCAUUACGUAAAGGGGGAGAAGUUGUUGCAGUAACAGGAGAUGGAACUAAUGAUGCUCCUGCUCUUCAUGAGGCAGAUAUUGGUCUUUCCAUGGGCAUCCAAGGAACUGAAGUUGCGAAAGAAAGUUCAGAUAUCAUUAUCUUGGAUGAUAACUUUGCUUCUGUUGUAAAGGUUGUUCGAUGGGGUCGUUCUGUGUAUGCAAACAUUCAGAAAUUUAUUCAAUUCCAGCUAACCGUUAAUGUUGCAGCUCUUGUAAUUAAUGUUGUGGCUGCAGUUUCCUCUGGUGACGUUCCUUUGAAUGCUGUUCAGCUUCUGUGGGUAAACUUAAUCAUGGAUACUCUUGGGGCACUUGCAUUGGCUACCGAACCACCAACAGACCACCUUAUGCAUAGAUCACCAGUUGGAAGAAGGGAACCUCUUAUAACAAACAUCAUGUGGAGGAAUUUAAUCAUACAGGCUUUGUAUCAAGUUUCUGUUCUUUUGGUUCUUAACUUCCAAGGCAAUAGUAUACUUGGGCUGAACAAUGACACCAGGGAGCGUGCCAUGGAUUUGAAGAAUACUGUGAUAUUCAAUGCGUUUGUCCUCUGCCAAAUAUUCAAUGAGUUCAAUGCUCGAAAGCCUGAUCAAAUCAAUGUCUUCAGAGGAGUGACGAAAAACCACCUCUUUAUGGGAAUAAUUGGAGUAACCUUUGUUCUUCAGAUAAUAAUCAUCGAAUUCCUUGGAAAGUUUACCUCAACAGUUAGACUCAAUUGGAAGUACUGGCUUGCAUGUCUUGGUAUUGCCAUUGUCAGCUGGCCUCUUGCUGCUAUAGGAAAACUCAUACCAGUUCCAGAGACUCCACUAUCCGAAUAUUUUCGUAAGCCAAUUCAAAGAUGCAGAAGUAGUCCUUGUGCAUAAUGUCCAUCUCUCUGGUUGCAGUCUGCAAAUCUUGAAUUCGAUAAAACACUGGUUGAAUAAGAUCUUUUCUCAAUUUUAUAGAAGUGUAAUACUCUAGUAAUCCCUCAUAGCUUUUACAAAUUGACUUUAUCAUAGAGUUUAUAUUCAAUUAGCUAAUGUCUGCUAUGUGCCAUAUAAAUAGCUUACAAUGUAAAUGAACUGGUAUUCCAAGUGUAGUUUGGGUUUCUGUUUCGAAAA